Molecule: messenger RNA, 2067 nt
Organism: Porites evermanni
Lineage: Eukaryota; Metazoa; Cnidaria; Anthozoa; Scleractinia; Poritidae
Source: the annotation of a GenBank genome assembly
CCCCACACAUCAUUGUGGUGCGCAUGCGCCUGGCUGGCUUGUCGGCCCUCAUUCUGCAGUGCAUGAAGGGAAGGUUCGGCUUGACGUUUGCUUUCGCUGGAAGAGCUGCUGUUCUUGGAAAAAUUCUGUUUUCGUUCUUUGUUUGCGAACUUAACAACAAUAACUUGCAAUCCAUAGUACAGUAACUUGCAAUCUACGCUAUUGUGGUAAUGGGAAAGGUAGAGUUUGUUCGUAGCUUCAGAGUUAAUACUUUCAUAGUGCUAAGCUACAAAAAACGCAUUUGCAAAAUCGCUCACUCGUUCUGGUAUGACGUUUUGUGGUUGUCUUUUUUAAAUACUCACAAAAGUAAAGUGACUCAAAAGGAAGAAUGUACACUUCAGUGGCGGAUCCAGGGAGGGGCCUGGGGGUCCCACUUUAUUUUUAGACCAAACUGAGGCCCGAAGGGCUGAAAAAAGUGUAUUUGGAGACCGGGUCCCCCCUUUUCUAAGGGUCUGGAUGACCGCCCCCCUCCCCCCUUAUCUUAAGGUCUAGAUCCGGCACUGCACUUAACAAAAUCAUUUGAUUGUGAAAUUAGAUUCAUUUUGUUGCAGAGGCGAUAGCAUCCCCGGAAACUUUUACACCACCUUCAACAACAUCAGCGUCAUCAUUAGCAUCAACUUCAGCAUCAUCAACAACAACAACGCUAACAACAACAAUAACAAAAUGAGCAACGUUUUCGCCAGGUAAAAACAAGAAACUUUCUAGAAGGUGCUUCAGUUUGAUUGUAAGAUAAAACGUUGCUAACCGUGUCUUGUAAAGUCCCUUUAUCUGGUCAGUGCAGUUCUGUAAAAGAAAAUAAAUCAAUUAUCAACUCCCUGAAGCACUGGACGUUAUUAAGAGGGUCUGAAUGGGGUUUAGUGUUCAGUGUUAUUUGCCCAUAAUUUUUAUUGCUUGGUGUUAAAUUGGCCAAUUUUUAAUGUUUGUUGUUUCCGAAGAAAGUACUGUUAAGGGUUUGGGGGGUUCUUCGAACAUCUUCCGCAAUGGUCGGACCUCUUCGUUAGUUUUCGGAAAUCUUCGACAAUAUUCGGGAAUCGUCGAUAGCCUUCAGAAAUCUUCUGAAAUAAUCCGGAAUUGUCGUAAAAUGGCCAGAAACUCCUUGAUAUACUAAACAAAAUGAUAUUGGCCUUUUUGAAGCUGUUUUUUCUUCUUUCUGGAAAAAAUUUACUGUUUCAAAGAAUUUUUUGCUUUCAUUGUUACAAUGCCUAAAAUUUAACUGUUUCAUGUUACAAAGCCAAAAAAUGAAGUGUUUAGUGUUGUAGAGGUACCCCAUUCAGACCCUGUUUUAAAUGUUACAUUUCUAAUGUCCUAAGAUUUUUCUUUACACAGAAACAACAAUACUUGCGAACACCACAAACACAAGGCUCCCAUCUCUACCCGGUAAGUCACUUUGUAUCACUCCCUUUUGACCUUAAAAUGACUUUUCUCAAUCAUUUUCCAUCAAAAUUGGCGUUCUCCUCGUUCGUGUCCGCAAAUACGUCCUAAAAUUCAGCUUCGUAUUUGUUACAGCCAUCAAUAUGCCAUUGAUUAAGGCCGAGUAAGAAGAAGGCAAAAAGCACGCAUCAGAAAAAUGACUUAACGACAAUGAAGCGGUAGCGUGCUCAAUCUUUUUUUUUUUAAUUGAGUACACUUAGUUCAAACCACGUAUUUCGCACUGGGAGUCAAAAGCUUAAACAGUUUCAGUAUCUGGUUUUCAAAUUUUCUUUGAAAGGCACUAUAACUUGAAUUGAAAUUCAUCCCUCAAUAACUUUACCAAAUUCGUUUGUCUACUUUGCGAAAUUCAUUCCAUCGUACUGUUCUCUUACUUUUUCAGAGUGCCUCAAAUUGGUGCUCCUGGACUCUGACGACAGAUCAAUGUAUUAUAAAACAGACGAUAAUACAGGCCUAGCUAAAUGUGACAGCUCCCUUCAAAAAAGCUGGUAUAGGUUUCAGGGGGGCACCAGUGACCACAUGCCAACUUCGUACAUCGAUAAACUGCAUUGCGGCACGCAUGCGCCAGGAUGGCUUUCAGGGAUACAUCCUUCAGUUUCC